Messenger RNA from Capra hircus (goat), 1328 nucleotides. It is a transcript of the gene GJD4, whose product is annotated as gap junction protein delta 4. Gene Ontology annotation, biological process: cell communication. The transcript is spliced from 2 exons. Lineage: Eukaryota; Metazoa; Chordata; Mammalia; Artiodactyla; Bovidae. The record is from RefSeq and is a predicted model, not a curated record. The coding region runs from base 181 to 1185 and encodes 334 amino acids. Gene Ontology annotation, cellular component: connexin complex.
UGGAGACAGAAGAACAACCUUGUGCUCCUGGGCUUGAAUUGUCCCUUUAGUAUCUCCAGCUCUCACCUGGGAGUAUUUUGUAGCAAAGAUACACAUAUUCUUGCAAAGAUUUCCCACCUCCUUGGAGAACACAAGCUCCGGACGGCUUCAGUCACCUUGAGUCUGUGACCCCCUGGAAGCAUGGACCAGUCGGAUCUGCUGGGGUUCCUUGUUAUCACCCUAAAUUGCAACGUGACCAUGGUGGGGAAGAUCUGGCUUAUCUUCAUGGUGCUGCUGAGGAUGGUGGUGCUCAUCCUAGCCGGGUCACCCGUCUACCAGGACGAGCAGGAGAGGUUCGUCUGCAAUACUCUGCAGCCGGGAUGCGCCAACGUCUGCUAUGACAUCUUCGCCCCCGUGUCCCACCUGCGAUUCUGGCUGAUCCAGAGCGUGUCUGUCCUCCUUCCGUCCGCGGUCUUCGGCGUUUACGUGCUGCACAAAGGAGCUGAGCUGGCCGCACGCAGAUCCCGUGGGCCGGAGGAUGCCUCGGAGGACCACGACGCCCCAGGGCUGACCCCCAGGGCCAGGCGCUGCCUGACGGUGCCAGACUUCUCCUCGGGCUACGUGGUCCACCUCUGCCUCCGGACCUUGACCGAGGCAGCUUUCGGUGCCCUGCAUUACCUCCUCUUCGGAUUCUUGGUCCCCAAGAGGUUCUCUUGCACGCACCCUCCUUGCACCAGCGUGGUGGACUGUUACGUCUCCCGACCCACGGAGAAGUCCAUCCUGAUGCUUUUCGUCUGGGCGAUGUGCGCGCUGUCCUUUCUGCUUACUGUCGCCGACCUGGUCUGCAGCGUGUGCUGGAAGACACGAGGGCGACCCGGUGGGGCCCGGAGGAGACCGUUUCCAGGGGCAAAGGUUGCGGCGCCUGAGGGACGCGGGGCGCGGGAGGGGCUGGGGGUGCACGAGGGACGCGGUGAGGGCGCUCGCACGGGACUGGGGACCCGAGGGCCGGGCGCGCACAGCCCCGCUGCGGAGCCCGCCGCGCCCGGGAGCCUGGAGCUGCUGGGGGAGGACGAGAGCGACGCGUUGUCCUCAGCCAGCGACCAGCCGCGCUUGGCCCGGCCCGGAGCGGCGGCCCCGGGGUGGGAAGAGCGCCCCUGCGCGCCGCGUGCCCCGCUUUCCGGCCCCGGCAAGUCCGAGUGGGUGUGAGUCCCGGCAUCCCACCCCAGGAACCCGAACGCGGCGACCAUCCGCACCGCAGAAAGGCAAGCCGGCGGGACAGACGGACUUCGCAGGAGGCUCUGAUGCAGGUCACCAAAGAUUUAAUUUAGAUAAAGCCUUUCGGGGGAGGG